AUGGCUGGAUCUGGAGGAGGAGAACUUCGAGCGCCAAUCUUCAAUGGCGAGAAUUUUGAUUUCUGGCAAAUCCAAAUGAAGACCAUCUUUCACUCGUAUGAACUGUGGAAUAUGGUUGAGAGUGGGUACAGAGCUCCGACGAAGGAGGAGGAACUCAGAGAGGCGGAGAGAAAGCUGUUGCGAGAGAAUGUGGUCAAGCAUGCUAGAGCACUGGGUAUUAUUCAAGGUGCCGUUUCAGAUCAAAUUUUCAUGAGGAUUGCAACUCAGGAAAGUGCGAAGGCUGCGUGGGACAUCCUGAAACAAGAGUUUGUUGGUGAUAAGCAAGGGUAUGAACAAAGGUUGGAUAGACAUGGAAAUAGUAGUAUGGAGAAAGCAUUUGCUAGUUUGAAAUUUGCCCCGAAGUCCAAAAAGUUCAAUGGCAAGCCAAAUAGUAACAAAUAUCACAAGAAUUUUAAACCAAAAGAGAAACAAUGGAGUAACAAGGGUGACUGGAGUAAUAAGGUUGGAUUCACUAUGAAGAAUGAAGCAAACAACACUGGGGAUAAGUGUAAAUUCUGUGAUAGACUUCACUAUGGAGAGUGUUGGGUUAAAAACAAAGUCAAGUGUCACAAGUGCAACAAAAUUGGGCAUAUUGCAAGGUACUGUAAUGCGAACAAGACUGUGCAACAGGUGAACUUUGCUAAUCAGGUUGAUGAAAUUGGAAAUCUGUUUUAUGCAAAUCAUUCUGGAGAAGUGAAGAAGAUAAAUGAUGAAUGGUACAUAGAUAGUGGAUGUAGUAACCAUAUGACAUUCAGAGAAGACUUGUUGAUAUUGAUAGAGGAGUGA
Malus domestica (apple) is the source of this 825-nucleotide messenger RNA. RefSeq lists its product as uncharacterized. Lineage: Eukaryota; Viridiplantae; Streptophyta; Magnoliopsida; Rosales; Rosaceae. The record is from RefSeq and is a predicted model, not a curated record. Gene Ontology annotation, molecular function: nucleic acid binding; zinc ion binding.